Molecule: messenger RNA, 2010 nt
Organism: Saccharomycopsis crataegensis
Lineage: Eukaryota; Fungi; Ascomycota; Saccharomycetes; Ascoideales; Saccharomycopsidaceae
Gene: NOP9
Product: RNA-binding RNA processing protein NOP9
Exons: 1
Coding region: 1-2010 (669 amino acids)
Biological process (GO): ribosomal small subunit export from nucleus; endonucleolytic cleavage to generate mature 5'-end of SSU-rRNA from (SSU-rRNA, 5.8S rRNA, LSU-rRNA); endonucleolytic cleavage in ITS1 to separate SSU-rRNA from 5.8S rRNA and LSU-rRNA from tricistronic rRNA transcript (SSU-rRNA, 5.8S rRNA, LSU-rRNA)
Cellular component (GO): preribosome, small subunit precursor; 90S preribosome; nucleolus
Molecular function (GO): RNA binding
Source: RefSeq, a predicted model, not a curated record
AUGGCUAAAAAAGUAAGAGGAAGAAGAUCCGAGAAACCAAAGAAGUCAGAAGAAGCGGUUGAAGAAGUUUCCCAAGAAGUUUCCGCGGUAGAGCAAUCCACUGCUGGGGAAGUCCCAACCCCAUUCUAUGGGUUGGUGGAUUCUGCUGAAAGUUCUUAUUUCAAAGAAGCCGAAAGCACCAUGAACCUCAAUAUGUUUGAAAACGAUGAAGAUAAGAAACUUUACGUCAACAGUGUGUUUAUGGAAAGUAAAGGCAAAGAAUUGAAAUUGGUGACGAAUCAGAUAUGUUCCAAAUUAAUUGAGAGAUUGAUUUUGAAUGGUGAUGCCAAACAAAUUAAAGGAUUAUUUAGAAGUUUUUCCGGCCAUUUCGUGGCGUUGGCCCAUCAUAAAUAUGCCUCGCAUUGUUUGGAAACUUUAUUCAUUAGAGCAGCAUCGUUGGUGGAACAAGAAAUCUUGGGAGAGUCCAAUGAAACGAAUAAUGAGGAGGAAGAACAAGAACAAGAAGAAGAACAAGAAGAAGAAUUAUACGCGUCCAUGGAAUCGAUUAUGACAUAUAUGGUCAAUGAGUACAAGCCAUACCUUAAAGAAAUGAUCUCGCAUCAAUACGCCUCGCACGUCCUCAGAGUGUUGUUACUUAUUUUGGCAGGGAAAGAAUUACCUUCCACCACGGUGGGUACUUCGGUUCUUAGAAGUAAGAAAUCCAAAGUCGCGAGAAAAAUGAUCGAGAUCAAGGAUAAUUCUGAUUUUGCCAGAAGUUUCCAAAUCCCCGCAGGGUUCAAAGAAGAGUUGGCGGUGAUAUUAAACACCAUCAAGGAAGGACAAACCACCGGACUGUUGAGAAACUUGGCGAUUGAAAAAAUCGCGUCUCCAGUGAUACAAUUGAUCAUUCAAAUCGAAGGGAUGGUGGCCAGAGAUCGACCAUUCUAUCACAUUAUUUUCUUUGAAGCCAGCCACGAAAGUGAUCAACAAGAAGGGGCAUUUGUCGAAUACUUGUUGAGUGAUGCCGUGGGGUCGCAUUUCCUUGAAGCGGUGGUGAAAUACGGGGUGCAAAAGAAUAUCGACCGGUUGUACAAGUUGUACAUGAAAGAUCGGAUUGAUAAGCUUGUUAGAAGACAGAACACCGGGAUUUUCGUGGUCGAAGGGUUGCUUUUCAAAUUAGGAAAAGGCGAAGCCAAAGAAAUGUUGGAUAAGUUCAUCCCCGAUAUCAGCGAGCUUCUUGAUAUAAAUUUGGACUUGGGUAAAGCGAUCAUCGACGCUUCUGCUAAACAUAAUAACUACAAACAACAAGAAAUCAUUGACGAAAUCAUCAAGAAAUAUUCCGAUCAGAAUACCAAUAUGGUCGAAGGGAUUUUGAAAUUAUCGACUUCGACAUUGGGAAACACCAACGACGAUUGGCCCACCGCCGAAGAAAGAUGGAGAGCGCUUUUUUUCGAGAAAUUGGUCGAUUACGACGCCCGGUUAUUGAAUUCUGGGGUCGAGGCGUGUAUUGAAUUACCGCAAGAACGGUUGAUCCAAAUGUGUUACCAUGGGGUGUUUUCGCAUGUGGUGGAAAGCGUGUUGAAAGUUGAUGGGGUCGAUACCCUCACCAGAAGAAGAUUACUCAAUCAAUUCUUGGGCCAUUUCGCCAACUUAUCGUGCAAUGCUUACGGGUCACAUGUCGUCGAUAAGUUUUGGGAUUAUACCGUCAAGAUGACCAAUUAUAAAGAAAAGAUUUGUGGUGAAUUGCUCGCUGAAAAAGAAAAGGUCAAAGAAAGUACUUAUGGGAGAUUGGUGUGGAAGAAUUGGAAAAUGGAUAUGUUCAUUAGAAAAAGAAGCGAUUGGAAAUACCAAGUGAAAGAACAGGAGUUUGUGAAAUACCCACCAAAGACCGCCGAGGAGGAGAAAAAGGAACUUGAAGAGAAAGUACAGGAAGAGAAGAAGGAUAAAAAAAGACCAAAUGUCGGGAUCAAUAGUGGAUUCACCAGUAAUAAGAAACCAAAAGUCAGAGGUCGUAACAGAACCAAGAAUUAA